AUGAGACCACAAUCUCCUAAGUUUUUUUAAACUCAGACUAUUGCUACAACAAGAGUUGUUAAUUCUCCACCAAGAGAUAAAAGACAUGAUUCAUGUGGUAGAUUGGCAAAGGUUACAACAUAUUAAUCAAGACCUAAAGCAACUGUUACUACAACUACAUAUAGACCAGUUAUAGAAACUCGUACUGUUAAAUUGUGUACAGAAAAAAAAUGUUCAGGACAUGUAAGUAUUUACUAAUGGUAGGAAACCUUAAUUGAAUAAUUGACACAAGAAAAUAAUAAAUUAAAUCAAAAACUUAUUGAUCUUUAAAAUGAUUUAGAUGGUCAAAUAGAGAAAUAUGAAAACAAAUAUUAAACUUGGGUUAACACUAGUAUUGAAAUAGAAAAUAUGAAAAAAUUAUCAGAAGAAACUUAAAAAAAUCAUAAGCAAGAAGUUUCUUAUCUGAAUUCUGAACUUAGUACGUUUAAAUCAUAGUUCUAAUAUUAAGAUGAUUAAAUUAGAUUUUUAACUUCAUAGUUAAAAUAAUAAGAAGUACUUGAAAAUAAAAUUGCACUUUUAACUACUGAAAUCGAAAGAUUAUAAUAUGUUAUUGAGGAUAAAAAUUAACUUAUAUCACAAUAGACAUUCAGAAUAUAAGAUUACGAAAAAUAAUUAUAACUUGGAUAAAAUGUUAUUGAGGAAAGAAAUAAUAAUAUUUCAGAUUUAUAAGCUAAAUCCAAUCAUUAUCAAUAAGAUCUCUUUUUCUCUAAUAACAUUAUUAAUGAACUUAAAUCUGAAAUCAAUCAAAAAGACUUAUAAACUUAACAAUUGCUAGCUUAAAAAGAUUCUUUAAUCUAAAAUUAUAGGGAUAACUUGGAACUCUUAGAAAACAAAUUAGCUUAAUCUUAAUAGAAUGAAUAAUUGAAUUAGGAAAAAACUAAUUUGUUUUCAAAAUAAAUGGACAACUUAAAUAACAAAAUUAAUUAACUUGAGAAUGAAUUAAAUGAUUAAAGAGAAUAAAACUUUUAAUUAAAUUAAUAAGUUAUUAUUAAUGAUCAAGCAAAUGAAAUCUUGCAAAGUUAAUUACUUCAAUAAACUUAAGAUCAUUUAAAUUUAGUUUCAAACAAAGAUUCAGAGCAUGAAAUAAAAAAUAAGGAAAUAACAUCUUUAUUAAAUCAAUUAUAAAAAAAAUAAGAAGAAUUAGAAGAGAAAUCUGAAGAUAUUAGAGAUUUGAACAAUAAAAAUUAAGUUUUAAUUGUUUCAUUAAAUGAAAAAACUAAUUAAUUAGAUCUUCUAUUUGAAGAGUUACAAACAGCAAAAACUAAUUAAGAAAACUAUCAUGAAUAAAUAAAAAAUUAUCAUUUAAAAUUAAGUCAAGAAGAAAUCUUAAAUGUUGAACUAAAAAAUGAUUUAAACUUAUAAAAAGAAAGUCUUUAAUAAUCAGAAUAAUAAUUAGAAUUAUAAAAUGAAUUAAAUAGAUCAUUAUAGAAUCAAAUUUGCCAAUUACAAUAGCAGAAUACUGGUUUUGAAAAUAAAAAUAAUUAAUUGGAAAAUGAAGUUUAAUCAUAAUAGAUUGAAGCAGGAAAAUAACAGUAAUAGUUAAAUGAACAAUUAAAAUAGUUGAAAAUAGAGUAGGAGAAUCUACUUUUAAAAAAUUAAAAUUUUGAAUCAAUGCUUUCAGAUCUUAAACAAAAUUCUUAAGAAUAAAUUACCAAAUUAUCAUCAUAAAUUAAGAAUCAUGUUUUAUUUGAAGAUUCUAUAAAAUAAGAUAAGUUAAAAUUAUUAGAAUAAAUAUUACUCUAAUGUUUUGAGUUAGAAAGAUUGAAAGAUUAAAAUAAUCAAUAAUAAGAAUAAUUAAAAUCUUAGGAAGAUAAAUUAAAUCAACAUGAAAAAAAUAAAUAAAAAUAAGAAGAGGAUAUAGAAAAAUUAAAAGAAAGUAAUCUUUAAAAUAGUUAAAAUUAUGAUAUCAAAUCAAAAUUAUUACAAGAAUAAUUAGAUGAAAAUAUUAAGUAAAUAGAUAGUCUAAAAAAUGAUCUUAAAUAUUAGCUUUCUUUAGAAUAAGAAUUAAAUAAGAAAAAUCAUUUUUAAUAAGAUAAAAUAUCUCAUCUUCAAGACGUAGAAUAACAACUUAAAUAUUUGAAUGAAUAAACUAAUUUAUAAACUAAAAAUUUAUAAAAAGAAUUAGAAAAUAAGAUUGAAUCUGAAAGUUCUUUAAGAUUUAAGUUGGAGAAAUUAUUAGAAGAACUUAAAAUUAAAUAAUUAUAAUUAGUUGAGAUGGAUUCUCAAAUGAGAUUAAUAGAAUAAAAUAAUAAUAUUGAUCUCUCUAAUUUAGAAGAAAGAAUUAGUUAUUUAUAAAAUGAAGUAGAAACAUGGAAACAAAAGUUUUCAAUUUUAAAUAAGGAUUAUCAUAGAGUUUAAGAAGAUUUAAUGAUGAUAUAAGCAGAGUUUGAUGCAUAUAAAAGGAGAGGUUUAGAUCUUAAAAUAAAAGUAUAUAAUAAAUAUUAAAUAUUUUAGGAAUCGAACUAUUUUGAGGUUCGAAAAUCCUCUCUGUAUAAAGAAAAUAUCGAUGUAAAAGGAAGUUAAACCUCAAUAAGUAGACUUUUUAAAGAAAAUAUUUGA
This is a messenger RNA of Paramecium sonneborni, 2598 nucleotides long. Lineage: Eukaryota; Ciliophora; Oligohymenophorea; Peniculida; Parameciidae. The record is from the annotation of a GenBank genome assembly.